Hibiscus syriacus is the source of this 936-nucleotide messenger RNA. RefSeq names its product probable galacturonosyltransferase 10. The transcript has 2 exons. NCBI's taxonomy places the organism in Eukaryota, Viridiplantae, Streptophyta, Magnoliopsida, Malvales, Malvaceae. Gene Ontology annotation, molecular function: polygalacturonate 4-alpha-galacturonosyltransferase activity. Bases 1 to 831 code for a protein of 276 amino acids. The record is from RefSeq and is a predicted model, not a curated record.
AUGGCGAAAUCUGAGUGGUUUUUCUUCAAAGAAUCAGAAGAGGAACUUCAAAAAUCAUUAUUGUUUUCCUUGAUUAACAACGACAAGUUAGGGAAGUUUGAGGACUUCAAGUGGUUGAAUGCUUCUUAUGUUCCGGUUCUUAAGCAACUGCAAGAUUCUGAGACUCAGAGUUAUUAUUUUUCUGGCCAUAACGAUGAUGGUCGGACUCCAAUAAAGUUCAGAAAUCCCAAAUACCUGUCAAUGCUUAUUCAUUUGAGGUUUUAUAUCCCUGAAGUUUAUCCAGCACUAAAGAAGGUGGUAUUUGUCGACGAUGACAUUGUGGUUCAGAAAGAUCUUUCUGGUCUAUUUUCCAUUGAUUUGAAGGGCAACGUUAACGGAGCAGUGGAGACGUGCAUGGAGACAUUUCACAGGUAUCACAAGUACCUGAACUACUCUCACCCUCUGAUAAGGGCACACUUUGACCCUGACGCUUGUGGUUGGGCAUUUGGGAUGACUGUUUUCGAUUUGGUCGAGUGGAGGAAGAGGAAUGUGACCGGCAUCUAUCACUAUUGGCAAGAACGGAACGUGGACAGGACGUUGUGGAAACUCGGGACACUUCCGCCCGGACUGCUGACGUUCUAUGGAUUGACAGAGGCAUUGGAUCCCUCAUGGCAUGUACUAGGGCUAGGCUACACAAACGUUGAUCCCCAGUUGAUAGAGAAAGGGGCUGUUCUACACUUCAAAGGGAACUCGAAGCCAUGGUUGAAAAUCGGGAUAGAGAAAUACAAGCCGCUGUGGGAGAAGUACGUCAAUUAUUCCUAUCCUCUCUUGCAACAGUGCAAUUUUCACUGAUCCGUCGCCAUAGAAAUCUGAGUUCUUCCACACACCAUCUUAGAAGCUUCGAGGUCGGGUAUGCUUGUAUAAUUUUAAAGAGGUCAAGCAUGGCUGCCGGUUGUA